Molecule: messenger RNA, 787 nt
Organism: Physella acuta
Lineage: Eukaryota; Metazoa; Mollusca; Gastropoda; Physidae
Product: actophorin
Biological process (GO): actin filament depolymerization
Cellular component (GO): actin cytoskeleton
Molecular function (GO): actin binding
Source: RefSeq, a predicted model, not a curated record
AACAGUGUGAGUGAAAAAGGAAAGGUCGUGACGUGGAUUGCUCACACGGCUGGAAUGCGGGGGCUCUUCAUGGUGAAGCUUGUACACAUCUCACAGUCCAACAGUCAACAUGGCGUCGGGCGUGGCAGUAGCAGACGAGUGCAUGCGAGUGUAUGAUGAAAUCAAAAUGGGCCACAGGUGGCUGUACAUCAUCUACCGUGUGAGCGAGGAUCUGAAAACAAUCAUUGUGGAGGAGAAAGCUGGCCAUGAUAAAACAUACUCAGAUUUUGUCGAGAAACUGAAACAAGCAGAAGCCAAAAGACAGUGCCGAUAUGCAGUAUUUGAUGUACGAUUUAUGCACAAUGAUAUUCCACAGGAAAGGCUGGCAUUCUUUUUAUGGAGCCCUGACACUGCAACCAUCAAACAGAAAAUGAUUUACACCAGCAGCAAGCAGGCUCUCCGCAACAAGAUGCGAGGCAUACACGCAGAAAUCCAGUGCACAGAAGAUGCUGAUCUCACCAUGUCCAACAUCCUUGAGAGAAUUUGCAGUAAAUACACAUGACCCCAUCUCAUACCAUGUUUCAUGAACCACUUCCAUUGUGAUGGCUUGGUCACAUGACCAAUGCCAGGUUGUGUGAUCUCACUGACCAUCCUCAAUCAUGUUUUCAUGUUGCCUGUUUAAGCUUCUUUGAAAAAAAAAAAACCAAAAGCCAUGAAGUUUGACUUAGUAGAGAUGUAACUAGUUGCACUAAAUAGACGCUACUAAACUUUCAAAAUACUUCCAUUGUGGAACAUAUUUUUUAUUUUU